AUGUCCAAUGCUAUGUUCCUCCUGAUGCUCUGCAAGACUGGUCUGAGAGGGAAACUGCAGACCUUUCCUGGGAAAAUGGUAAACACUGCCAUCUGUGAUGAAGAAACUGGAAUGCAAGACAAGGAAGGUACAGAGGAGUCCAUUCUGGCCAUGCUUGGGAUCAUCGGCACCAUUCUCAACCUGGUAGUCAUCAUCUUUGUCUACAUCUACACCACGCUGUGACUGUGAUAAAAAUACAUUCCUAUCGUUUGCAUUGAACAGCACAGCACAGCAGACCUACCGGCUGCAGCCAUGUUAUUUGGCUGGGAGUUGGAUCUGUGCCGAGGCGGUGCCGUGUUGUCGAUCGACAUUCCCAACGUUCAAAGGCAUCUAAGACUGUGUGAUUACCGCGCCGCUUGUAACCUAUGGCAGCGUCACCGAGCGGUGUUGAGACUAUGUCUAUGGGAGACUGGACCAUUCCUAUGGAGCCUUUGUCCCGGGCCGUCAGUAUCAUCCCGAGUCUCUGAUACUACUUUGACCUUUUAACCAGUAAAUAUGCAUGAGGCUAG
Messenger RNA from Oncorhynchus nerka (sockeye salmon), 548 nucleotides. RefSeq names its product protein TUNAR-like. Lineage: Eukaryota; Metazoa; Chordata; Actinopteri; Salmoniformes; Salmonidae. The record is from RefSeq and is a predicted model, not a curated record. Bases 1 to 222 code for a protein of 73 amino acids. The transcript is spliced from 2 exons.